CCUGCGACAGGCUCCGUGGAGAAAUAAAACCUACGAUUUAAGCAAGACAAAACGCGCUUCGUUUAUUUAUUUACUUAAUCGAUCAACUCCUUUACCGCAGAUAAAGUACGUCAGUAUGGUCGAGGCGAUAUCUGUUUUUGACUCGUCGUGUUUAAAUUAUUCCCUCGAAGAAAAGUGAAUCAAACCCCUUUCCCUCCCCACUCCACUCCACUAUUGUCAGAGUGCUGCGUCAGUUCCGGUGUGUUCAGUGCGGGGUUUGGCGAGGCAAGAUGGCGGCCCCUGAUGAGCAGGAAUUAUCUCAGGAGCAGACUGAGAAACUCCUCCAGUUUCAGGACUUGACUGGGAUAGACUCCAUGGAUCAAUGUCGUCGCACCUUGGAGCAACACAAUUGGAACAUUGAGGCAGCUGUACAGGACAGAUUGAAUGAGCAGGAAGGGGUCCCCAGUGUAUUUAACCCUCCUCCCUCCCGUCCAUUACAAGUCAAUACCGCAGACAACAGAGUCUAUAGCUACAUAGUGUCAAGGCCGCAGCCCAGAGGGCUCUUAGGAUGGGGUUACUACUUAAUAAUGCUUCCAUUCCGAUUCACAUAUUACACUCUACUGGAUAUAUUCAGGUGGCCCUGGGAAAGGAGGCGGUGGUCUCGUUGGGAAUUACCUGGAUUUGCUCUGAGGUUCAUAAGGCCGGAGCCCCGUGGUCGUGUUACAGAUCCUGUAGGUGACGUGGUAUCAUUUAUUCAUGGUUUUGAAGAGAAGUAUGGCAGAUCACAUCCAGUUUUCUACCAGGGAACAUACAGCCAGGCAUUAAAUGACGCCAAGCGUGAGCUUCGGUUUCUGUUGGUUUAUCUCCACGGAGAUGAUCAUCAGGAUACUGAUGUGUUCUGUCGCAACACUCUUUGCACAGAGGAAGUUCUGAACUUUGUUAACACCAGGAUGCUCUUCUGGGCUUGUUCCACCAGCAGACCCGAAGGAUACAGAGUAUCCCAGGCAUUGCGAGAGAAUACGUACCCUUUCCUGGCCAUGAUCACGCUGAAGGACAGAAAGAUGACUGUUGUGGGGAGGUUAGAGGGUGUGAUCCAAGCAGAGGACCUCAUUAAUCAACUCACAUUCAUCAUGGAGGCCAACCAGACUUACCUGGUGUCGGAGCGCAUGGAAAGAGAGGAGCGGAACCAGACCCAGGCACUCAGGCUGCAGCAGGACGAGGCCUAUCUCGCCUCCCUGCGCGCCGACCAGGAGAAGGACAGGAAGAAGAAAGAGGAGGAGGAGCAGAAGAGGAGACAGGAGGAGGCGGCCAGACAGAUCGUACUAGCCGAGGAGAGGAGACAGCAGACUUUGCAGGAAGAGAAGGAGCGCAGGUCUGAAAGCCUCCCACCCGAACCCUCUCCGGAUAACCCCGACAGUGUGAAAAUUGUUUUCAAACUGCCCAACGAUUCCCGGGUAGAGAGACGGUUCUUGUUCACGCAGUCUUUAACGGUAAUACAUGACUUCUUGUUCUCCUUGAAAGAAACCCCAGAGAAGUUUCAGAUAGUGACUAACUUUCCCCGCCGGGUCCUGCCCUGCCUCCCCACAGAGGAGAGGCCGAUCCCACCCACGUUGAAGGAGGCUGGGCUGAGUCGCUCCGAGGUACUUUUCGUGCAGGAUCUCACGGACGAUUAAGAAACGAACCAAAUCUCUAUUGGAAUUUUUUUUUUUUUUUUUCUAAAGAGCGCACAUGGGAUCACUGAAACAAUUUGCCUGAAAGAGCCAAGAUUUUUUUUGCUUUGUUUUGUUGGGACAGAAGUAUGUACAUGUGCAUACGUUACUAUGUAUUUAACAGAAAACAAGCAUCCAGAAGGAAAAAAUAAUGCCCAAGUUAGAAAAGAAAACCCUCCAGUUUAUGAAUUAAUAAUAAUAAUAAAUAAAUGUGCAAAGUUUUGAUCUAUAAUUAACCAUAUGCAGAAUGAAUGCUUUUUUGUUAUCCCCAUUUAAUGAUAUAAAUGUAUUUAUGUUACCAGAAGACCAAAGGAGGGUUUGUGGUUAUUUAAUGGCGCUGGACUGCUUGCAGUUCUUUAAAAAAAUUAAAAAAUAAACUUACCACAGCUUUUCCCUGUGGUUCUAGCCUACAUAGCAUAGUAAAAGUCUGCCUAUAGUGUGUCUGUGGCAAUACAUAGAUGCAUAUUUUGCCAUUUUAAUAACAAUGGGCUGGUCAUGUUAAGAUGUCACUUCCCCUCCCCCAGAAGUAUAAAUUAAACCAUUUUAAAAUUUUA
Acipenser ruthenus (sterlet) is the source of this 2242-nucleotide messenger RNA. Its product is annotated as FAS-associated factor 2. NCBI's taxonomy places the organism in Eukaryota, Metazoa, Chordata, Actinopteri, Acipenseriformes, Acipenseridae. The record is from RefSeq and is a predicted model, not a curated record. The coding region runs from base 270 to 1652 and encodes 460 amino acids. Gene Ontology annotation, cellular component: endoplasmic reticulum. The transcript is spliced from 12 exons. Gene Ontology annotation, molecular function: ubiquitin binding.